Molecule: messenger RNA, 1568 nt
Organism: Paramuricea clavata
Lineage: Eukaryota; Metazoa; Cnidaria; Anthozoa; Malacalcyonacea; Plexauridae
Source: the annotation of a GenBank genome assembly
AUGUCACCUGGAAAAAAUAAAGAAAGAAGAUACGUGGACCAGCUUCCGUGCAGCAUUCACAAGACCAGGGACUAAACUCGAAAGCUGCAUGUUUUCGUCCGCCAAGGUAUACUUCCUCAUUAUUAGGAAGCGUAUAAAUUUAACAACAGCAUUAUACAAAACUGUAAUUUAAUUUAUUGACAGGCAAACUCGUACGUCAAAAGUUGACCACAGUCUGUUGAGUAACCUAUCUCUUGAAGAACCACAUGAAUCCUUCGCUGGUUCACAAAUCUGGACACCCACCUGUUGGAGCAGGAACGGCAGCGAUACAAGCUCGGCAAAUGAAACCCCUGAUAAAUGUGAUCAAGCAAUCUUGGAUGUUUAUAAUGAAAGUUUAAAAUGCGUAGCAAACAGUGCUAAUCUUGAACAACCUCAGCCCCUCCAAUAUCGUCUAAGUGGUGAUUGGGAAACUGCGACAAAGAAGAAAAAGCAAGAAUGCAAAGAAAGCUACUGAGGCAUGCAAAUUGAUCUGCAACGUCAUUGCUCCAUCAGAUGGGCAAAAACUAUUCCAGGCCAUAAACAUUGCGAAAUCGGAACCAUCUAAAGAAACAAUUGCACUAAUUACAGCUUUUAAUAAUACUCCUACUACAAAUUUGAAAACACAAAUUCUCAGUAUAUAUGCUUACGAACAUUCCAUUAAAUCUUUACAAGAGCUUCAUGAGCCUUUUGGAAAAUUAACGAAGUGGCAAAUUAAGAGAGCUCGAAUACACGCCUGCACAAAUGAAUCGGGAGUCGCAGUGGUCAAAUCACUAUGCCAUCGUGUAAAUCUAGAUAUUACAAAGGUUGACCAUUUCAUAGAUUUUGUAAACCGGCCUUACUUUCAUCAGGACGUGGCUUAUGGAGUGAGGACACUGAAGCUUGAAAGUGGUGAAACAAUACAGAUGCCAAAUGUUAUUCGGACAGUGACAAGGUCGACAAUGGUUUCUCAAUAUUUCCAGUUUUGCAAGCAGGAACAAUAUCAGUCACUAAGCAGGUACACGCUUUUCUGCAUUUUAGAAGUUAGAGAAGCAUCGCAACGCAAAUCUUUGCAGGGUCUCAAUAACACCGCCACGGAUGGCUCAAUGGCCUUUGAAACCCUAACAUCAAUUGCAGAACAACUUACAACAGUGGGCUUGAACAAGACGUGCACACGAAGCAUUGUCAAGAGGCUUGAAAAGGCAAAACAAUACUUAAAGACUGGUUACAAUGCAAAUUGCCAAGCCACUGAGAGUCACUAUGCAGACCACUGUAGGCCCUUUGCAUUAAGUGACCCUGACAUUAAGGACUUUCAAAUCAAGUGCACGCAUCAGCAUUUGUUGAUAUGUGAAAGCUGUGAGGAACUCAAGACUACACUGGAUGAACUGGAGAAAACAAUAAAGGAACAUUCCGAAAGUUCGUUUACUCAGGAUCCUCGAGAAACCCUUCUCCAUUACUUUAAAGAAGCACAAGAUUACAUAUUGAGAUGGAAGGCACACAUUGUUAGAUCGGUCAAUCAAGAGUUAGCAAAACAGGAUGCUUUGGAAAACAUGGAUGAUUCAUCAGCUUUUUAA